Messenger RNA from Oncorhynchus masou masou (cherry salmon), 1127 nucleotides. Its product is annotated as calcium/calmodulin-dependent protein kinase kinase 1-like. Gene Ontology annotation, biological process: protein phosphorylation. Gene Ontology annotation, molecular function: protein kinase activity; ATP binding. Lineage: Eukaryota; Metazoa; Chordata; Actinopteri; Salmoniformes; Salmonidae. Bases 590 to 1093 code for a protein of 167 amino acids. The transcript has 5 exons. The record is from RefSeq and is a predicted model, not a curated record.
UUGACAUGCGAACCGCGUUAUGAAGGUCAACAAUUUUCCUAUAGGUGCUUAAGACUGUUCUAAAGACUCCAUACGCUAACAAAAAAUAUUUGUAGGAUAGCCUACUGUAGGUUAUUUGUACAGUGCCACUUUAAAGUGAAAGCAAGUGGAAGGAAGCGCUGUCGCCAAUGUGUAGCCUACUACAGUAUAUUGCGGAAGAGAGGGUGUGAACGAUGGGACACAUUUCAGCGCACUGUAGAUCGCUAGGGACAAGGCGUGUUUAUGGAAUGAUGCGGGUGUGUUUCAGGUUGGCUUUAUAAAAGGGGUUGUCCGACAGAGAGUACUUGUCAGUUGUUGUAUUAUUAUUCUGUGCUUAAUGUAGUGAUUGAACGCUGUGACAGUGACAUUAUUUUCCACGGUUCCACCCGGGACAUCAAUCUAGUGCUCGCGGGCUCUCCAAAACAUUGGUCCAGGCAGACUUCCUAUUCCGUGGGACCACAGUGCAAGUCCCCCCCCCCUGGCUGGCCCAGACCACGUUGAUGCUGUUGUGCCCACGCCGCCUCCCUCCUCCCCUUUUACUCCGGCGUUCCCCCCAUUACUUCUUCCAGUGAUGGCUAUGAGUACCGACCCGGGCUGCAGAAGGGACGACUCUGACCCUGACUCAAUGACCCCUGACCCCGGUAACCUCACCGCCAUGAUGGCCGCAGUCACCAUGAAGACCACCGAGACAGACGUCUCACCGGCCAAUGGAGUGAGGAACGGGGCUCAGCAGGGCGGAGCUAAAAAGGGCCCUCCUUCGCGGGCGCACCUCUCAGGGAGGAAGCUGUCGCUACAGGAACGAGGGACGUACCCAUCAGAGGGGACUCACGUCUCCCCCCGUGUGGCACGCAGACCCACGGUGGAGUCCAAGCAGGUCUCCAUCUCAGAUGCAGAGGACUGUAUCCAGCUGAACCAAUACAAGCUGAAGAGUGAGAUCGGCAAGGGCUCCUUCGGGGUUGUCAAACUGGUCUACAAUAACAAUGAUGACAAUCACUAUGCCAUGAAGGUGGUGUCCAAGAAGAAGCUGAUGAAGCAGUAUGGAUUUCCACGUACGUGUCACACGGUUGGACCUUGACACAUUCAUCAACAUACUGCUUAGGUCACUGCUC